Molecule: messenger RNA, 3348 nt
Organism: Nematostella vectensis (starlet sea anemone)
Lineage: Eukaryota; Metazoa; Cnidaria; Anthozoa; Actiniaria; Edwardsiidae
Product: cation channel sperm-associated auxiliary subunit epsilon
Exons: 35
Coding region: 70-3081 (1003 amino acids)
Biological process (GO): sperm capacitation; flagellated sperm motility
Cellular component (GO): CatSper complex; sperm principal piece
Source: RefSeq, a predicted model, not a curated record
GUUUGACCAACUUUUUAUUUGUCAAAAAAAUCUUACAAAGAAAAUGAAACGAAUAUUUGAUAGAGAGCAAUGCCAUAUUUAAUAUACUUUAUUGUUUGCCUAUUUGUCGUCUGCUGUGACUUCGGCUCAAGCGAGGAAACGUGGCGAUACUCUGUCAGCCGAGUUGACGAUAGCAGGAGUGAUUUCACCACUAAACAUUCUAUCUCUGUUGAGUAUUUUGGCGUAAAAGAUGUUCAGUGGUGUCAUUCCCAUGGAUGUACGAUUAAUCAGUCGAGUUUAUCUGUGACGACACUACGUUGCCAAGAGGCUGGUUUUCAUGCCAUCAGUCCUGUUGGAAAUGGCUCUUUGGUGAGACACCUUGAAGUUAAAUACAGCCCUUUUUGUUAUGAAUGGAACCACGCCCUGGAAAGGAACACAUCUCCUAGUACACUAAGGCUAUGGAUUACAGAUGACUUACAUGCCUCACAAGAUGAAUUACAAGAUACUGCUGCCGUACCCUCCUUGUUUUCAGGGCGACUCACUAAGACCUUCCAUAAGCUUGGUCAAGAGCCGUCAGUACACUUGACUUCUGGUUAUAGAUAUGUAGACGAACCACAGGCGUACCACAACAGCUCCUUUAAUAAAGAGCUCAGUUGCUGGGAAUAUCGCGAUUUUGCAUUCAGUCAUCAGUCCGCGCUGUGGAUUAGCGGCAAAUCCGUGGCUCUCCAUGACUGUUUUGUGAGGUCCAAAGCUGUGGAGUUGAAGCACGCGAAGCCUGCCCUGCUCAUUGAACCUGCAAGCAAUAAGAUAAAGCUACAAGGAGACGGAAAGGCUGCUCGUAUAAUUAAGGACCCUUGUGCCUCGCACAUUGCAGUAUUAAUCAGCUCUGAGUUGAAAAUCACACAAGACAACUUCCGUACUACUUCGAGUUUGUAUGUGUUACAAGAUCUUCUCCAGGGUGAGCCGCCGAUUGUCCAAGAUGUCACGUUCUCAUCAGAGUACUUAGUAGUGUUGCUGCAGUCCGGAUUAGUAUUAUCUAUCAGUGCCGUCACACCAGACACUGCCAUUCUGUCAUCAGGCAUGUCUGGCGUCACAAUCUCUCAUCUAUCCAAGAGGUCUUCAUGUGUAGAAAGGAAGAGCGGGCAGCAGAAAGCUCCUGAUGUCAUUGUUGCUUGGACAAAUGAGGGUGGCGUCCCACGUGUGUACAUCACAGAUAACAAUAUGACACAGUUCGCUUUACUUGACGUUCCUUGGCCAUCAACAGCCUCUGAUUGGAUCCUUCACGACGUUGUCAUCAACAGCUUCUUCCACGAUACUUUCUUUUUAAUCAGGAAACCCUCCUCUGCCCAGCCCCUUCUUUUGGAACUGAAGGCCGACGGAAAUCAGACAUGGAAAGAACAUACGCUUCCGUUUGCAUUAUUCUCUCCAGGGUCUUCGCUCAAAAUUGCCUUUCAUCCUCCAAGCUCACAUUUCGUAGUAGUUUGGAGCGAGACCUCUGCAUUUUACGGAGCGAUUAACGGUGACGGAAGAGAGCUAGUAGUUAAACACCAAGACUCAGCAAUCGCAAUGCCAACCGGCAACAACACUAUCAAAACUGUGGCCACUGUCGAGUCGGGUGGUUUCAUCCUCCAUCUGUCUAAUAACAAGAUGUUUUAUGGAAGAAUUGGAGUCCAAUACAUUGUCGAGGUUCACCCGGGAGAACUGUCCUCUACCGACAUGGCGGCCAUGUUCGAUCUCAUUGGAGGGUUGUUGCUUGUCAAGAACGAAAGCUUUGAUGGAAGCCUCAGCCGUCGUUACCUUCCCCUCAAGAACGAGGCCAUGAGCGCCGUUUACCCCGACACCGAGUGCCCAUACAUCAAGUUCUGGACAAGUAUUCCACGCGAGCUGACGUACAUUGACAAGGGGCAGUCACUGACGGGCUGGGUCGCCUUGUUGUACCGGAAAAUCGCGCAAAUUGAUAUCACGCACCACAUUUUCGGCUCUGGAAACUUAGAUCUCAUUAUGGGUGAAUCCAUCGAGUAUUUUUCACACAGAGUUCUGAGAAAUAAGACUUUUACCUUUCGAGAAAAGAGAUAUUGGGAGGACAACGGGACAGACAGUGAAGAUAUCUCAGGUCCUUUGUCGGUGACGUUUCGUCCGGAGAAGAUCGGUCUGACGUGUAGAGAUCCCUGUCAAGAGACGCUGUUACUACAAGUUGGCUGCCCGCCGAUACGCCAUAUCAGGAUACGUAACUGCUCCAUGCCUGCUAAACCAGAUAACGUUACGGACAUAGUGGCCUACUACAAGGACCAAGUCCAAUGCACGCUGUCGGUUGGAGUCGAUACCAAAUUGCGGCUAAAAGUUGACAUGUAUGAUGACAAGCAUAUUGUGCAUGAGGUGGUGCAAGAUUACGUGCUAGAGGAGAGGGAUCUGAAGACAGGUUAUGGCUACACAGCCACCAUGAAUCAGGUGGGGUGCAAGCGGGAAGCACAGACGUGGGCUUCGCUAUCCGAGAAAAACAUGACUUGGGAUCAGAACAGCCACAAGACCUGCUUUAUAGACGACGGGAACCCUGUUUCUUUUGAUGGCAGUAAAGCUUACGAGGUCCUGAAUAGCAGUGGGACUAAUCACGUGGUCUUCAGCAAGCCCGGCCUCUAUCAAUUCACCCUCACCGUGAUCGACCCCAGCCUGAGUUUUUGCUCGCUUUCCGCGCAGUUCUUGGUGGAGGUGGCGCCUGGAGAGGAAAAGAAACAGUUCCUGGCGGAAGCCAUCUGCAUGGCGGUGGUGGCUUUGCUUUCUUUUGUCCUCUUGUGUUUUAGCUUUCUUUUGUAUCGCAAGGAGACAUUAGGGGAACACGAGCAGGAUAGGCAGGUUGCCGAGAGGCUCCAACAACUAAGAACUAUCUACAAUGGAGCGCGGACGUCUCUUGCUACAGAAGUAGUUGCUAGACGAUCAACAGCCAGAAGUCGGCAUAGCAUCAGACGAGCCUCUGGUACAGCAGAACUGCUCGGACUAGGACCCAGGCCGUCAUCCUCGUCUAAAUGCCACGAAAAUAUAUGUCCAACAGACGAAGACCAUAGAAGAAGAAGAUCCAGAGGAAGAAUAGACAUAAGGGAAACAUAAAAGGGAGCUCAAACAUGUAAAGAGCCCCUAACACAAUGUUUAGAAAACACUGCUCUGGCUUACAGCGCGUAAAAGAUUUUCCCGCCAAAAAAUUAGAGUUUCCCGUAAUGAUCGCCGGCGCGCUUGACAGCCAAAUGUUCUGCGGUUACAAGCUUCAACUCUCUUAUGUUAGCCAAGCCGUACAUAUGUUAAAAUUUUAAUACAUUUAUAAAACGUUAUCCUUUUGAAAUAAAGCUUUUCCGUGGUUUGGUUAUAACCCUUGCUAUA